Molecule: messenger RNA, 1619 nt
Organism: Grus americana (Whooping crane)
Lineage: Eukaryota; Metazoa; Chordata; Aves; Gruiformes; Gruidae
Gene: ATAT1
Product: alpha tubulin acetyltransferase 1
Exons: 10
Coding region: 90-923 (277 amino acids)
Biological process (GO): alpha-tubulin acetylation
Cellular component (GO): microtubule
Molecular function (GO): tubulin N-acetyltransferase activity
Source: RefSeq, a predicted model, not a curated record
CGGGCCUGGUGGUGGCGGCGGCGGCGGGGCCGGGCCGGGCCCGGCGGGCGGAGGAGGCGGCGGCGGGGCCGGGCCCGGCAUUAACGGUCAUGGAAUUCCCUUUCGAUCUAACACCGGUGCUGGGCGACCGCUUCUGCGUGGUGGACCAACACCUACGGCCCGCUGGUCGCCGCGGGCCUACCCACCGGGGGGACCUGGAGCAGCAGCUGAGGACGGUCAUCGAUGAGCUGGGCAAGGCCUCGGCCAAGGCUCAGGGUCUCCCGGCCCCCGUCACCAGCGCCGCACGCAUGGAGGCCAACCGCCACGUCCUCUACAUCCUCCGCGACGCCGACGGCCGGGGGACCCCCAAAGGCGCCAUCGUCGGCUUCCUCAAGGUGGGCUACAAGAAGCUCUUCCUCCUGGACCGUAAUGGUGCCCAUAACGAAGCAGAGCCGCUUUGCGUUCUGGAUUUUUAUAUCCACGAGUCGUUGCAGCGACACGGUUACGGGCGGGAGCUGUUCCAGCACAUGCUGCAGAGCGAGAGGGUGGAUCCCUGGCGUUUGGCCAUCGACCGACCCUCCGAGAAGCUCCUGGCUUUUCUCCGCAAACACUACGGCCUCACCGACGCCAUCCCGCAGGUGAACAACUUCGUCAUCUUUGAGGGUUUCUUCUCCAACCGACCGGCCCCCCCCCGCCGCCCGCCCCCCAAGCGCCCCGAGGAGGAGAUCAAGCCCUACUCGCUGUCGGAGCGCGACUUCCUACGGGAAGAGGCGGAGCCUCCUUGGCCCUUCAACUUGACCUCGGGCCGGGCGGGGGGCUCGCCGGUUCGUGGCAGCCUGCGGCCGUUCCUGCCGCGCCGGGACACGCCGGACGGACAGCCGGACGGCCGGACAGACGCCCCCCAGCACCGCCGCGCCAGCUCCCUCGGGCGCGUCGGCCGCUGAGCCCCACGGCAGCUCUCCCCGCGGCGGGGCCGUGGGGGGUUCGGCGCCUGGUUUUGGGGGUACGGGGACGUGGGGUGCCUGGUCCUGCCCCACGGGUGCCCCCUUCCUGCCCCGUAGCUCCCAGUGGGUGCCACUUCCUGCCCCAUAGCCCCUAUGGGUGCCUGUCCCCACCCCUCAGCCCCUGUGGGCGCCCGUCCUCACCCCAUGGGUGCCCAUCCCUGCCCCACAGCCUCACUGGGGGGUCCCACUCCUGCCCCACAGCACCCAUGGGUGCCCGUCCUCACCCCAUAACCCCUGUGGGAGCCCGUCCCUGCCCCACAGCCCCACUGGGGGGGUCCCCCUCCUGCCCCACAGCAUCCACGUGUGCCCGUCCCCACCCCACAGCACCCGUGGGUGCCCGUCCUCACCCCAUAACCCCUGUGGGAGCCCGUCUCUGCCCUGUGGGUGCCUGUCCCCACCCCACAGCCCCUGUGGGUGCCCAUCCCUGCCUGACAGCCCCACUGGGGGGGGUCCCACUCCUGCCCCACAGCACCCACGGGUGCCCAUCCCUGCCCCACAGCCCCCAUAGGUGCUCAUCCCCCCCCCCCCCGCCCAACCCCCGUGGGUGCGUGUCCCUGCCUCAUCCCCCCCCCCCCAGGUGGCCUUCCCCUUCCCCUCCCCUUUUUGGGUACAUUUCAAUAAAAACGGUGACUCUCA